AUGACCCCAGCAACACCAGCGCGCGUCAGCACACUCCUCUCAAACCUAACCGCUGUACGUGCGCGAGUGAAUACCGCUGUCCUCCAAUCCCCGAUUCCUAGUAAACCAAUCCGACUCGUCGCCGUCUCUAAACUCAAGCCCGCAUCCGACGCCCUAGCCCUGCACCAAGCUCCAGGGGCGCAACUCCACUUCGGAGAGAACUACCUUCAAGAACUACUCGAGAAAUCGCGGCUGCUACCCGCAACCAUCAAAUGGCACUUCAUCGGUGGGCUGCAGAGCAACAAGUGUGUGACGCUUGCACGGGACGUGCGCGGGCUGUGGGCAGUCGAGAGCGUGGACUCGGAGAAGAAGGCGAAACUGCUGGAUAAAGGUUGGAGCGAGAGGGGUUCUGCGAUGGCAGCUACCAACCACGAGGAGGAUGGGAAGCUGCGGAUCUAUAUCCAGAUCAAUACGUCUGGCGAGGAGAAUAAGGCUGGUGUUGAGCCUGCUGGGGCGGCGGCGCUCUGUCGAUAUGUUCGUGAGCAGUGUCCCCGGCUUCAGUUGCAGGGUCUCAUGACUAUUGGAGCUAUUGCCAGAUCGCAGGUGACGACGGUGGAGAAUGAGAAUGAGGAUUUUGUUUGUUUGAGGGAGACGAGGGAUCGGGUAGUAAAGGAGCUUGGAUUGGUUGGGGAUGAGGCUGGGUUGGAACUAAGUAUGGGGAUGAGCUCCGAUUUUGAAGGGGCGAUCGCUCUUGGUAGUGAUCAGGUUCGCGUUGGGACUACGAUCUUUGGGGAUCGACCGCCCAAGGCGGAGGCCAGUGUCGUUUGA
Messenger RNA from Penicillium digitatum Pd1, 807 nucleotides. Its product is annotated as YggS family pyridoxal phosphate enzyme. Gene Ontology annotation, cellular component: intracellular anatomical structure. The record is from RefSeq and is a predicted model, not a curated record. Gene Ontology annotation, molecular function: pyridoxal phosphate binding. NCBI's taxonomy places the organism in Eukaryota, Fungi, Ascomycota, Eurotiomycetes, Eurotiales, Aspergillaceae.